Molecule: messenger RNA, 1152 nt
Organism: Orbilia oligospora ATCC 24927
Lineage: Eukaryota; Fungi; Ascomycota; Orbiliomycetes; Orbiliales; Orbiliaceae
Exons: 2
Coding region: 1-1152 (383 amino acids)
Source: RefSeq, a predicted model, not a curated record
AUGCGUUUCUCUUUUUUAUCUUCGUUGCUUUCGUUAGCUGCGAUUGCUGCUCCCUUCGUUAGCGCCCAGGGAGCCGAAAACAACGAGAAUGCAAUUACAAAACCCGCCGCUGGGGAGGUUUGGGUCGCAGGAACACCGUUCCCGAUUGAAUGGACUGCUUCUGCAAAUCCUGGGACUGUUAGCAUUGUUCUUGUUAAAGGUGUUCCUGGGAAUUUGCAAGUCCUUGAUACCAUCGCUCCAAAUGUCGCCAACAACGGGAAAUUCGAAUGGACUCCUCCUCUCACCCUCGAAGGCAUGCAGACCAUGGCAGCCGACCAAGUCUACCAAUUCAAAAUCGUAAACGACGAAAGCGGAAACUUUGGAUUCUCUCCCAGUUUCAAGAUUGACUCUCCGGCAUCGACUUUCGCACCUACUGGUGCUCCUGCCAACCCUGCUGAAGAAACUACUAGUUCGGCCGCCCCUGCCGAAACUACGAGUGAAACUUCGGCUUCGUCGGUUGAGCCUACGAGUACUAGCACUGAGGUUCCUACGUCGACAGAGACGACAUCUGAGGUCGUUAGCAGCACUAGUGUAGUAGAGACCAGUUCAGAAGUUAUCACUUCGACUUCUGUUUCCGAAGCCGCUACUACAUCUACAUCUGAAGAACUAUCGACAACUUCCGAAGUUCCCACCACCCUUUCUACCGCCGUUAGGACAUCUCCAUCAUCUCCAGAACCUACCAGCGAAGAAUCCGAAUCCCCCACCGAAUCUCCAGACGCAACAAAUACAUCCUCUCCAUCAGAAACCACAUCCGCAGCCCCAUCCGAAUCCUCGCAACCAGGUGGUCUUCCCACUGGUGUAAUCGCCGGUAUUACCGGUGGUAUCAUCGCUUUCUUGAUCCUCGCCAUCGUUGGCGUUUUCCUCUUCCGUCGUAGCAAGCAACAAAGCCGUACCAAACUCCGUGGCAAUACCCCACCCCCUCAACCGUCGAAAUAUGAUCGUGACUUUCAGAUGAUGGAAAGAAGAGCUAGACAUCGCCCAACUAGCAGCUUUGGAUUUAACACUUCCAGAAGCGAUACUAGUGGGGUCGAAGGGAGAAACGAUCCAUAUGUUCAACUUGGUGAUAGGGACAGCAGAAGAGGUAGCGAGACCUGGGGUGCUUCGAGAUUUUAG